Messenger RNA from Manihot esculenta (cassava), 3683 nucleotides. RefSeq names its product leucine-rich repeat receptor-like protein kinase TDR. Gene Ontology annotation, molecular function: ATP binding; protein kinase activity; protein binding. Lineage: Eukaryota; Viridiplantae; Streptophyta; Magnoliopsida; Malpighiales; Euphorbiaceae. The transcript is spliced from 2 exons. The record is from RefSeq and is a predicted model, not a curated record. Gene Ontology annotation, biological process: protein phosphorylation; hormone-mediated signaling pathway. Gene Ontology annotation, cellular component: plasma membrane. Bases 423 to 3503 code for a protein of 1026 amino acids.
ACAAGGAAUGAUGAAAAGUGGAAAGAAAAAGAAAGGAAAAAGAAAUCCAAGAAAACAAAAAGUAUAGGGCAGAGCCAGACAAAGGAAAAAUACUGUUAACUGAGAGAGAGAGAGAGAGAGAGAGAGAGAGAAAUUGCAAAUAAAGGACAUGAAAGCCAAGCUGCAGGCUAUAGAGGAAGAGGGACUGGGAGAGAGGAGUCCACUGAUAUUAGUAGUAGCUGCGGAGGAAGGGAGAAGACAGAGUUGUAGUUUCUCUCUCAUUCUUUCAUUCUUAGUACCCAAAUCAUCAUAAUCAUGAAACACCCUCUGCGCCCAGCACUCUCAAAAAGUAUCAUCUCUCUCCAUCAAAACCUUCCUUCCCUUAAAUUUGCCUCUCUUUACUUCACAUCUCUCUCAAACACAAUCCCCACUUCCCCAUAACCAUGAAACCUCCUUUCUUUUUGUCUCUAACAUUCUCUUCCUCCUACUUACUUCAAACAUUUCUGCUACUCUUCUAUGCCACCGCUCAGCCGCUUCAACUCCGUGCUUUACUCUCCCUCAGAUUAUCCCUCCGAGACCCUCUUGAUACCUUCCAUGGCUGGGAUCCCACCAGAACGUCUUCCAAGCCUAAAGGCCCAGUUUGGUGUUCCUGGUCUGGCAUCAAAUGCGACCCUAGGACUGCUCAAAUCACAACGCUUGAUCUUUCUUCCCGAAGUCUUUCUGGUGUGAUUCCGGAUGAAAUCCGGCACUUAAACAGCUUAAUCCACUUGAAUUUGAGCUUAAAUGCUUUUACGGGGCCUCUCCCACCAGUCAUUUUUGAACUGACUCAGCUCAGGACUAUUGAUAUUAGCCACAACAACUUCAAUUCCACAUUUCCACCUGGAAUUUCCAAGCUCAAGUUCCUAAGAGUCUUCCAUGCAUACAGCAACAAUUUCACCGGUCCAUUGCCAAAAGAGUUCAGCUCACUUCGCUUCUUGGAGCGGCUCAACCUCACCGGAAGCUUCUUUCAAGGAGAGAUUCCCCCCGAAUAUGGUAAUUUUCAGAGACUCAAGUUUCUGGGCUUAGCUGGAAAUUUGUUAGAAGGACCGUUGCCCCCUCAAUUAGGAUCCUUGAGCCAGCUUGAGCGGAUGGAGAUUGGAUACAAUAAUAUGCUGACAGGCAGAGUACCAGAGGAGUUUGCAUUGUUAUCUAAUCUCCUAUACCUGGAUAUCUCAGCAUGUUCUCUCUCGGGUAAUCUCACCCAGGAACUUGGAAAUCUAACGAAACUGGAAAUGCUGUUACUUUUUCAGAAUCAGUUUACUGGUGAAAUCCCGGUGUGUUUUUCAAAUUUAAAAGCUCUAAAGGUUCUUGAUUUGUCUGAUAAUCAACUUAAGGGCAAGAUUCCAGUGGAAUUGUCUUCUUUGAAAGAGCUAACCAGAGUGAGCUUGAUGAGAAAUCAAUUCAGUGGCGAAAUACCGGAAGGAAUAGGUGAGCUGCCAAAUCUUGAAGCUCUGUAUCUCUGGAACAACUCGCUAACUGGAAUUCUCCCGCAAAAACUCGGCUCAAACGGCAAGUUACAGUGGCUGGACGUGUCUUCCAACUCUCUAACUGGUCCAAUCCCACCAAAUAUUUGUCAAGGAAAAAAACUAUUAAAGCUCAUACUUUUCUCAAACAAGUUUGUUGGAAUUCUCCCAGAAUCGCUAGCAAACUGUACCUCUUUGUCCAGGGUCCGAAUUCAAGACAACCAACUAAACGGUUCAAUCCCAUAUGGCUUCGGGCUCUUGCGGAAUCUAACAUACGUCGACCUGAGCAAGAACAACUUCACAGGUGACAUCCCUCACGAUCUUCACAAUGCACCGCAGCUACAGUACUUAAAUAUCUCCGAGAACUCUUUCCACAGCAAUUUGCCAAGUAACAUAUGGAGCACACCGAGUUUACAAAUAUUUUCGGCCAGUUCAAGCAAACUCACCGGAAAAAUCCCUGAUUUUAUCGGGUGUAGUAGCUUGUACAAGAUUGAAUUGCAAGAUAAUUCGUUCAGCGGUGGCAUUCCUUGGGAUAUUGGACAUUGCGAGAAGCUUAUUAACUUGAAUUUGGGCGGCAAUUCUCUCACCGGCAUAAUCCCAUGGGAAAUUUCAACGCUUCCAGCAAUCACCGAUGUCGAUCUUUCUCAUAACUUUUUAACGGGCUCAAUUCCUUCUAAUUUCGAGAACUGCACUACUUUAGAGAACUUCAAUGUGUCCUAUAAUCGCUUAACAGGACCAAUUCCGGGCUCUGGUUUAUUUCCAAACUUGCAUCCGACAUCCUUUUCCGGUAACGACGGGCUCUGCGGCCGCGUUUUGGCCAAGCCUUGUGCGACAGACACGCUUUCAGUAGGCGACGUCGAGGUCCACCGGCGAGAACAGCCAAAGAAGACAGCAGGAGCGAUCGUAUGGAUAAUGGCGAUCGCGUUUGGCAUUGGACUAUUCGUGCUGGUUGCUGGGACCAGGUGCUUCCACGCGAAUUAUAACAGAAAGUUCAGCGACGAUCGCGAGAUCGGACCGUGGAAAUUAACAGCCUUCCAACGCUUGAAUUUUACGGCUGACGAUGUCCUAGAGUGCCUAUCCAUGACCGAUAAGAUCAUAGGAAUGGGUUCAACAGGCACAGUGUACAAAGCCGAGAUGCCAGGUGGCGAGAUCAUAGCGGUGAAAAAGCUGUGGGGCAAGAACAAAGAAAAUAUCAGGCGGAGGAGAGGGGUUCUAGCUGAGGUGGAUGUGCUUGGAAAUGUAAGGCAUAGAAAUAUAGUGAGAUUGUUAGGGUGCUGCAGCAACAGGGAGUGCACAAUGCUGCUUUACGAGUACAUGCCAAAUGGAAAUUUAGAAGAUUUAUUGCAUGGAAAAAAUAAGGGAGAAAAUCUAGUGGCUGACUGGUUUACAAGGUACAAGAUCGCUCUAGGAGUAGCUCAGGGCAUAUGUUACCUUCACCACGACUGUGAUCCGGUGAUCGUGCAUCGCGAUCUGAAGCCUAGUAAUAUCUUAUUGGACGGUGAGAUGGAAGCAAGAGUGGCAGAUUUUGGGGUGGCCAAAUUGAUACAAAGCGACGAAUCCAUGUCGGUAAUUGCCGGAUCUUAUGGUUACAUCGCUCCAGAGUAUGCUUAUACGUUACAAGUAGAUGAGAAGAGUGAUAUCUAUAGCUUCGGAGUGAUGUUAAUGGAGAUUAUCAGCGGGAAAAGAUCAGUUGAUGCUGAGUUUGGUGAUGGUAAUAGCAUUGUGGAUUGGAUAAGGUCUAAGAUCAAGAGUAAGGAUAGUAUCAAUGACAUUUUGGAUAAGAAUGCUGGGGCAUGUAUAGCAUCUGUAAGGGAGGAAAUGAUGCAAAUGCUUAGAAUUGCACUGCUAUGCACUAGCCGGAAUCCGGCGGACCGACCCUCGAUGAGGGAUGUUGUGUUGAUGCUCCAAGAAGCCAAGCCCAAGAGAAAAUUGCCUGGAUGUGUAGUUAGCGGUGGUGAUAACUUGGUUACUGCUGGUGGUGCUAUUGCACAAAAGCCUGCUGUGGAAUGUUUAUAUGAUUAGUUUUUACUUACUGGCUUCAUCUUUUUUUUUUUUUUUAAUAAUCUUUCUUUUACGUUAUUUUUCAAAUGGUGAGGGGAUUGGUAUAGGAGAAGUGAUUUUUCUUUAUUUAUAAUGAAAAUUUCAAGUGUUAUUGUCAUAAUUUAUUUUUCAAAUGGUGAGGGGAUUGGGAUAUUAGCUUUU